CAAGUAAUGGAAUUCAUCAAGGCUCUCUUCAGCACAGCACUGCAUCAUUUCAUCCACAGAGACUUCCAUGAGAUCGUUGCCCGGAUGACUCUCAUUGAUAAAUUUCUCUUCCUGUUUGUACACUCCAUUGAUAAGUUGGGGAUAUGGCCGCAUUUACCAGUGUUUUUAGGUCUAUUUUAUCUGGGAACACGGCGACAUCUUCACCAGGAGUACAACUUAUUUAAUGUUGGUAGAACUCCGGUUGGCGUUCGGUUUAAUCCUGCUGAUUUUCCUUACAGAACUGCAGAUGGAAAAUAUAAUGAUCCCUUCAAUGAAGCUAGCGAAGCUACUUUUUUCGGCAGGAAUAUUCUCCCUGUUGAUCAAGAAAACAAGAUGUUACUGAAACCAGAUCCGAUGGUGGUAGCUACAAAACUUUUAGUACGAAGAAGUUUUGUAGACACUGGAAAGCAAUUUAACAUGAUAGCAGCCUCUUGGUUUCAGUUUAUGAUACAUGACUGGGUUGACCACUUGGAGGCCACCAAUCAGGUAAAUAGCAAUAGAUGUGCUAAUUUUUUAGCUAACCUCAGUUUCAGUUUUUAUCCUAAACUUUAAGUCCUCAAGUAUGCUACUUUUGGUAUUGAUAGACUCCUUAGGAAUGAUGCUUCAGGGAUGUUUUCAUCNACCCAGCAUCAACAUCCAUGAAGGUAUGGAAGUGCUUUAUAUGGAAGCACCGCCGAGAUCUUGCAGAAAGUGAGGACAUUUAAAGACGGGAAGCUUAAAAUAUCAAAAGAUGGCCUGCUCCUUCAUGACGAAAAUGGAAAUGCUUUGACAGGAGAUGCUCGUAAUUCUUGGGCAGGUGUCUCAACAUUACAGGCCCUUUUCGUUCAAGAACACAAUGCAGUUUGUGACGCCCUCAAGAAAGAAUAUCAGGAUUUGGGGGACGAAGAACUAUAUCGUCACGCAAGGCUAGUGACUUCAGCUGUGAUUGCAAAGAUUCAUACCAUUGAUUGGACGGUCGAGCUCCUCAAAACUGCUACUCUACUUGCAGGGAUGCGUGCCAACUGGUAUGGAUUGUUAGGUAAGAAAUUCAAGGACACAUUUGGGCAUGUUGGAGGAGGAGUCCUAUUAAGUGGUUUGGUUGGUUUAAAGAAGCCAGAAAAUCAUGGCGUCCCAUAUUCUUUAACGGAGGAGUUCGUCGGCGUUUAUCGGAUGCACUCACUGAUGCCCGAUCACCUUCAUCUCAGAGAUAUCACAGCUGCACCAGGACCCAACAAGUCUCCACCUUUGACCCAAAAGGUGCCAAUGCAAAGUUUAAUCGGGCACAACGGAGAAAAUUCGUUGUCAGAAAUUGGAUUUGAAAGGCAAAUGGUUUCAAUGGGUCACCAAGCUUGCGGUGCCUUACAGCUUUGGAACUAUCCUGUAUGGAUGAGGGACCUUGUAGCACAAAAUGUGGAUGGCACAGAUAGGCCAAAUCAUGUGGACAUGCCAGCUCUGGAAGUUUAUAGAGACAGGGAGAGAAAAAUUGCACGUUAUAAUCAGUUCCGCAGGGCGCUACUUCUGAUUCCUAUAUCUAAAUGGGAAGAUCUAACAGAUGAUAAAGAAGCGAUUAAAGUGCUCAAAGAAGUUUAUGGUGAUGCUGUUGAACAGCUUGAUCUUCUAGUCGGACUCAUGGCAGAGAAAAAGAUCAAGGGUUUCGCUAUUAGUGAAACAGCUUUUAUAAUUUUCCUGGUGAUGGCAACCAGGAGACUUGAAGCUGACAGGUUUUUUACAAGCAAUUUCAAUGAGGAGACAUACACAAAGAAAGGAUUCCACUGGGUGAAUACUACAGAGAGCCUUAAAGAUGUAUUAGACCGCCAUUACCCGAAAAUGACAGAGAAAUGGAUGAACUCAACGAGUGCAUUUUCUGUUUGGGACUCACCUCCAAAUGCCCGUAACCCCAUCCCUCUCUACCUUCGAGUUCCAAUGUGAAACUCUAGCAUCUCACGUGCGUAAUACGUACUAAAUAAAUUUAUUGGGCCAAUGGGCCCAAGUGAACUUACGACAUGACUCUUC
This is a messenger RNA of Pistacia vera, 2031 nucleotides long. RefSeq names its product alpha-dioxygenase 1-like. Gene Ontology annotation, biological process: response to oxidative stress. The transcript has 9 exons. The record is from RefSeq and is a predicted model, not a curated record. Lineage: Eukaryota; Viridiplantae; Streptophyta; Magnoliopsida; Sapindales; Anacardiaceae. Gene Ontology annotation, molecular function: oxidoreductase activity, acting on single donors with incorporation of molecular oxygen, incorporation of two atoms of oxygen; heme binding; peroxidase activity.